Molecule: messenger RNA, 3349 nt
Organism: Spodoptera litura
Lineage: Eukaryota; Metazoa; Arthropoda; Insecta; Lepidoptera; Noctuidae
Source: RefSeq, a predicted model, not a curated record
UGACAACCAGACUGACAAGAUAGGAACAACUUGUUAGAUGGAUUUAUUAAUGUGAUAAAAUGCGAAAUUAUUUAUACUGCGACGUAAAUAUAAUUUUUAAUGUAAACGUAAAAAUAUGAAUACCGAGGACAGUCCUUUAAAUUAUUUAUGGAUAAUCUCCGAAAGAAAAAUAGUGUUAAGUUGAAGAGAAAGUGUCGUGAAAUCGGACAGUCGUCGCCUUCAAUGAUGUGGAAGAGGUCGAUUGUGCAAGCGACGACUGGGUGCGCGCGCGCCACCGCGGCCCUGGCCAUGCUGCUCACUGUAUUCGCGAGUACAUGGCGGGGCGGAGCAUGUGCGGACCUGGUGAUUGAGAUCCCAGGCUCGGUGGGCGGGGAGGCGGAGGCGGACGGCGGCCGCUACCGGCUGGACUACCGGCCGCCGCACGGCACGCCCCCGCCCAACUUCACGGUGCCGGCGCGCGCCAACACCAUCAACUUCCAGGGCCUGCCGGGCACCAAGUACCACUUCAUGCUCUACUACUCCAAUGCCACAUUCGCCGACCUCUUGACAUGGAACCAAACAAUCAUUACUGCCCCGGAGCCGCCUACAAACUUGACGGUGACACUAGGGCGCAACAAACAAGCGCACAUAUCGUGGUCGCCCCCCGCACACGGUGACUAUACCGGGUUUAGAUUUAAGGUGAUCCCGCUGACGGAGCGCGCGGAGGGCGGCGCGAACAACAUCACGGCGGAGGGCGCCGCCACCAACCACACGCUGCGCGACCUGUCGCCCGGCGCCACCUACCAACUGCACGCCUUCACGCUGCUGCACGACAAGGAGAGCGCCGCGUACGCCUCGCGCAACUUCACCACCAAGCCCAACACGCCGGGCAAGUUCAUCGUCUGGUUCCGCAACGAGACCACGCUGCUGGUGCUGUGGCAGCCGCCGUACCCGCCCGGCGCCUACACGCACUACAAGGUGUCCAUCGUGCCGCCCGACGCGCGCGACUCGGAGCUGUACGUGGAGAAGGAGGGCGAGCCGCCGGGGCCGGCGCAGGCCGCCUUCAAGGGCCUGGUGCCGGGCCGCGCCUACAACAUCUCCGUGCAGACGGUGUCGGAGCCCGAGAUCUCGGCGCCCACCACGGCGCAGUACCGCACCGUGCCGCUGCGCCCGCGCAACGUCACCGUGCCGCUCGCCGACCUCAAGGAGACCUCCUUCAAGGUCACCUGGCUGCCGCCGCUCGAGGAGAGCGAGUUCGAGAAGUACCAGGUGUCGGUGAGCGGGACCGGCGGCGGCGGCCGGCGCCUGGCGCCCGUGGUGCGCGCGCGCAACGACACGCCCGCCUGCGCCUUCGAGGGGCUGGAGCCCGGCGCGCCCUACACCGUCACCGUCAAGACCAUGUCCGGCAAGGUCACGUCCUGGCCCGCCGCCACCGACCUGACCCUGAAGCCGCUGCCGGUGCGGGACCUGGCGUGGCGCUACGCGGCCGACGGCGCCGUCGACCUCUGGUGGGCGCCGGCGCCCGCCAGCACGCAGGACGAGUACAAGGUGUCGUACCACGAGGCGGGCCCGUCGCGUGACGACAGCAACACGCUGAGCACGGCCGAGCCGCGCGUCACGCUGCGCGCGCUGCUGGCCGGCCGCAACUACAGCGUGUGGGCGCCCGCCGGGCCCCGCGCGCGCGCCGCGCUGGACGGCCUGCAGCCGGGCCGCGCCUACAGCGUGUCCAUCGCCGCGCACUCCUACAACCUCAGCUCCGACGUGUUCACCAUGGACACGCGCACCCGUCCGCUCAUCCAGUCGGAGAUGACCAUCGUCAACGAGCCCGGCACCGACGACGACAACGACACCGCGUCCACCACGCUCAAAGUGAUCUACACGCGUACGCCGGGCUCCGCGUCGCAGUUCGACUCGUACCGGUUCCAGCUGGAGGGCGCCGGCGCCGAGCCGCGCUGGAGCACGCGGCCCGCCGACGCAGAGGGCCAGGCCGUGGAGUUCUCGGGGCUCGUGCCGGGCCGCCUCUACAACGUCACCAUGUGGACCGUCUCCCACAACGUCACCUCGCACCCCGUGCAGCGCCAGGCGCGACUCUUUCCCCGGCCCAUAACGCAGCUGAACGCGACGGAGAUCGGCGCUCGUGAGAUAACGCUGGCGUGGGACAAGCCGGUGGGCGACUACACGGACUUCGAGGUCCAGUACCUCACCGACGUGGACCAGUUGCAGACGCUCACCACGGAGGAGCUCGGCAUCAAGGUGGAGGCCCUGCGGCCGCACAGCGUGUACACGUUCACCGUGGUGGUGGUGGCGGGGCGCGGCGGCGCGCUGCGCCUGACGUCGCGCGGGCGCUCCGCCGACGUGCGCACGCGCCAGGCGCCGCCCGCGCCCGCCGCGCCCGCGCCCGCCGCCGCGCGCACGUCGCGGCCCGUGCGCGUGGCCGACUUCAUCGACCACUACCGCCUCAUGUCCGCCGACUCCGACUUCAGGUUCAGCGAGGAGUUCGAGGAGCUGAAGCACGUAGGGCGCGAGCAGCCCUGCUCGGCCGCCGACCUGCCCGUCAACCGGCCCAAGAACCGCUUCACCAACAUCCUGCCCUACGACCACUCGCGCUACAAGCUGCAGCCCGUGGACGACGAGGAGGGCUCCGACUACAUCAACGCCAACUACGUGCCCGGCCACAACUCGCCGCGCGAGUUCAUCGUCACGCAGGGCCCGCUGCACUGCACGCGCGACGACUUCUGGCGCAUGUGCUGGGAGUCCGGCUCCCGCGCCAUCGUCAUGCUGACGCGCUGCGUGGAGAAGGGCCGCGAGAAGUGCGACCGCUACUGGCCCUACGACACGCGGCCCGUGUACUACGGGGACAUCGCCGUGACGGCGCUCAACGAGUCGCGCUACCCCGACUGGACCGUGACGGAGCUCAUGCUAUGCCGCGGCGCCGAGCAGCGCGUGCUGAAGCACUUCCACUUCACGACGUGGCCCGACUUCGGCGUGCCCGACCCGCCCACGACGCUGGCGCGCUUCGUGCGCGCCUUCCGCGAGCGCUGCCCGGCCGACGCGCGCCCCGUCGUCGUGCACUGCAGCGCCGGCGUGGGCCGCUCCGGCACCUUCAUCACGCUCGACACGGCGCUGCAGCAGCUCGCGGCGCACGCCGACUGCCUCGACGUCUUCGGCAUGGUGCACGCCAUGCGCCGCGAGCGCGUCUGGAUGGUGCAGACGGAGCAGCAGUACAUCUGCAUCCACCAGUGCCUCGUGGCCGUGCUGGAGGGCCAGGACCUGGCCGCGCCGCCGCCGCACCACCACCACAACGCCGCCUUCGAAGGUACGAUCCCGCCUCCCUCGAGCGACGACUGAAAAUAAAUAUUCCCCUUCUCCU